Molecule: messenger RNA, 1500 nt
Organism: Penicillium roqueforti
Lineage: Eukaryota; Fungi; Ascomycota; Eurotiomycetes; Eurotiales; Aspergillaceae
Product: cytochrome P450
Exons: 4
Coding region: 1-1500 (499 amino acids)
Molecular function (GO): oxidoreductase activity, acting on paired donors, with incorporation or reduction of molecular oxygen; monooxygenase activity; heme binding
Source: RefSeq, a predicted model, not a curated record
AUGCAUUUAUACCUUCUCGGCGUCGUUGCGCUCGCAACCUACAUCCUCUACCGGGGCAUCUACAACCGCUACUUCCAUCCCCUACGCGGAUUCCCUGGCCCCUUCUGGGCCUCCAUCUCCGACUUCUUCAAACUAUGGAUCCUACACACCAAACAAGCGCAUACGAUAGGCAUUGAGUAUCAUGAAAAAUACGGAUCUAUCGUGCGGGCCGCACCGAAUCUAUUGGCCGUGGAUGAUCCUAUGUUUUUGCCCCAGAUUUAUCAUCGCCGAGUAGAUAAAACUGAUGUGUAUACAGUUGGGGUUUUAGGAGAAAUCGCGCCGCCUUUCCAGACGCUUAAGCAUGAUGAGCAUGCUAUGAAGCGCAAGAGAGUGGCUGCUUCGUUUACGUUGACGAACUUGAAAUCACUCGAGGGUCAGGUUGAUGAGCGCAUUUUCCAAUGGACGAACGUGUUGACUGAGAGGUUUGCCCACACUGGUCAAGAAAUGGAUUUUGCUGCUUGGUCGCAAUGGUUUGCCUACGACAUGAUCUGCCAGCUUUCCUUUGGUGAACCGAUUGGAUUCAUCACUCAAGGCCGUGAUGUGGAGAGCUUGAUUGAAAACUUCCAUAAAAUGGCCCCUUUUGCUGCAAUUGUUGGGGCUUUGCCAUGGCUAGCUCGGCCAUUUUUGGAGAAUCCCAUCACGAGACGGUAUUUCAUGCCCAAGCCCGGAGAUGGGUCAGGAACAGGAAAGAUCAUGGCGUUUCGCGAUCGGCUCCUUGAAGAGCGAUUGAAAAAUCCCAAACAACGACAGCAGGGUGACUUCCUAGACAAUAUCCUAAACGCAAAGAACCCCGAUGGGUCUACAAUUACGCUGGACGAAGUCAAAACCGAAUGUUUUGUGUUAAUGGUCGCGGCAUCUGAUACAACAGCCGCAUUCUUCUGCGGAUUUCUACGAUACGUGCUCCAAACUCCAGGCGUCCAUGAGAAGUUGGUGGCCGAGAUUGACGAUUAUGAUCGGCGAGGACUUCUCAGCCAUCCGGUUCCGCUCUACGAUGAGAUCAAAGAUAUGCCCUACUUCUCGGCCUGUUACAAAGAGACAAUGCGCUAUCAGCCCUCCACCCCGAUGAUCAUUCCCCGCUACGUCUCUGAAGGAGGCAUGACACUUCAUAACCAAUUUAUCCCAGCUGGAACGGAGAUUGGUGCCAAUCCGUACGUUGUCCAUCGAAAUCGACGGAUCUUUGGCGAGGAUGCUCAUGAAUUCCGCCCCGAGCGCUGGUUGGAGGAUCCAGAUCGGGCUGCCUUGAUGGACAAGUGUAUUCUCACGUGGGGAUAUGGUACUCGCAUCUGUUUAGGCAAAAAUAUUGCACUUUUGGAGACGUAUAAGCUCUUGGUUCAGUUCUUCCGUCUGUUCCGACCCAAGAUCAACAACGGAACAAGGCCAGUUUGGAAACAGGAGAAUUUAGCCUUGUUGGUGCAUCAUGAUUUCUGGAUCAAGAUUGCUAGCAGAGAUCAUUUGUCCUAG